UAAAAAUACUUGAAUGAAAAGGGUAGAACGCGGAAGAAUAAUACUCACAAAAUUGGAAGCUAAAUCAACAGAUUCUUGUUACGAUAUUAUUCACAGUAAGAGAUGAACAUGUUGAGCUUAAAGAGUAUCGGUAUUUUAUUUCCACUUAUACUUUGGAUAAUGUUCUGUAAAGCUAAACUAAAUGCACCUUCAGACAGAUUGGUUUUUGCUCCUGGUGAAGAUGGGAGAAUUGUGUGGACAUAUUGUGGAGACACAAAUGAAAUUACUCAUCAAACAUUGAGUUUUACUGGUGCUUCUUCAAAUCUGGUUAAAGUAACAGGAGGAAAAGUUUUAAAGCGUGUUUCAAAUGGUCUAGACUUUCAAUUUAUACUACCUUUAACUUUGAUUCUGAAAAAUAUAAAUCAAACAUAUAAUGGAACAUAUAUCAUGGAAGUUAGAGUUGGGAAUCCUUAUAAAACUUUUACUCGUUCACCUGUGCAUGUAUUCAUUGCAGUUGCACCGAAAAUAUCAUUCAAUUGUUCCAACACAACAAUUCUCAAUGUAAGUGCUUAUUUUUCAUGUGAAUGUAAAGGAGUUGAUGGUAAUCCUCCUGCUGUGGUCACAUGGUAUAAAGGUAGUCGAAGGAUUAUCUCAGGAGAAGAAAUGGCAACAUUAACUAUUGCUCGGGUUGAUCGUGAUGACAAUGGCCUUUAUAGAUGUGAAGCAAAGGGUGACGAGAAAACUAAAGCUGAGAAAACAGUUCAAAUAAUUGUUAACUAUAUGAAAAUCUCAACCACAAGCAUUGUUGAUGGUAAAACGGACUGGCUAGUUACUGCCAUCUCUGUUUUAUCUGGAAUUAUUUUUGGGAUUUUGUUUUGUUGUUUGAUAUUUUUAUGUUAUGGUCGACGAUGGUUAGUUAAGAAAAGUCAAAUGUCUCAGUCACAUGAUGGAAAGACAAAUACAGCGAAUACAACUUGUCAAGAGAUAGAUUUAUCAAAUAUGGAUGACGGAGGCAAGGAGGACAUAAUUGACCCAACUUAUCAAGGACUUGAUGUAUCAAAAAUGAAUAAAAAAGAUAACAAUUAUCAACCAUUGCUAAAUAAGAAUAACACAGUUGACCAAAGUUAUGAAGGAGACGAUUAUGUAAUUCCCAACACCAGUCCUUAAAUGAUAAUCAAUAAAUCUACAGUACACAAAAGUGUUAGUUUGAGAUGAAUGUAGUACGGUAUGUGACAAUAAACAGGAAAAAUAAUCAACUGAUAAAAA
Xenia sp. Carnegie-2017 is the source of this 1245-nucleotide messenger RNA. RefSeq lists its product as uncharacterized. NCBI's taxonomy places the organism in Eukaryota, Metazoa, Cnidaria, Anthozoa, Malacalcyonacea, Xeniidae. Bases 103 to 1146 code for a protein of 347 amino acids. The record is from RefSeq and is a predicted model, not a curated record. The transcript has 5 exons.